Messenger RNA from Mesoplodon densirostris (Blainville's beaked whale), 2294 nucleotides. It is a transcript of the gene PTCD2, whose product is annotated as pentatricopeptide repeat domain 2. Gene Ontology annotation, molecular function: protein binding; RNA binding. Gene Ontology annotation, biological process: regulation of mRNA processing; mitochondrion organization; multicellular organism development. Gene Ontology annotation, cellular component: mitochondrion. The record is from RefSeq and is a predicted model, not a curated record. NCBI's taxonomy places the organism in Eukaryota, Metazoa, Chordata, Mammalia, Artiodactyla, Ziphiidae. The transcript has 11 exons. The coding region runs from base 804 to 1562 and encodes 252 amino acids.
CAGCAUAAGAAGGUGGCUGUUGCAUGUAAUCUUCCUGGCACCAAAGGUCGUCUGGAGCUCUGUGAAGUUCGCAGUUAGGGCUUCGUGUCACUACCUAGUUGUUAUUCCAGUUGUCAUAGUCUUUCUAAGGCUGUGACAGUCGUGCAUAUGUUCUGAAAGGCAGUUACUAUGAGUGCCAAUCUACUCCACUGUCAGCAGCAUUCCUUCGGAGCUCUGGGCCUUGGAACAAAUCCUGUAGACUUUCGCAGCUUCUGAUACUGAGAACAGCCCUGCCUUCUGGAAAGCAGAUGUUUGCUUGGUGGCUGCCUUGCAUCUCACCCUACAUUCUGCCAAAAAUACAGUCCCUUCCUAAUGCCAAGAAGCAGUGUUUCCUGUUGGUGUUUGAUUGUCUCCACAGUUGAUCAGAUACAAGACAAGGGACAUAGACCGUGAUCACCUUGAAAUGAUUCUGUUACUAAAAGAGGGUUUGCUGCUGUUUAGAGGACUCUUUUACCCCCUGUGCAUUAUGCAGUACUGUGGCAUGCUUUCUAACAACUGAGUAGAGAGGGACCAGGAGGAAUGAAAAAGUGGUAAAAUGGAAUCAAGUGAAAAAGACGCGAAGUAUUCUUGAAUCAUAAACCUAUUUAAGAAACUUGGAAGAGAAACUGACCCAGAGUAAGCUCAUCUUGAAAGAGGAGUUGAGAACCUUACUUCAUUUGUGUGAGUCCUGGGAUGAUGUGGAGCUGGCUAAAAAUGUCAUUUACAGGUACCAUGCAGAGAACAGGAAUAUCACUUUGGGGGAGUACAAGUUUGGACCACUUUUCAUGCGGUUGUGCUACGAGCUGGAUCUUGAGGAAUCUGCAGUGGAGCUCAUCAAAGACCAGCAUUUACGAGGUUUCUUCUCAGACUCCACAUCAUUCAAUAUUUUGAUGGAUAUGUUGUUUAUCAAAGGUAAAUAUAAAAGUGCAUUGGAAGUACUGAUUGAGAUGAAAAACCAAGAUGUGAAGUUCAACAAAGAUACUUACGUCCUUGCUUUUGCAAUUUGCUACAAACUGAAUAGCCCUGAAUCUUUUACAAUCUGUACCACGUUAAGAGAAGAAGCCCUCAUCAAGGGAGAAAUCCUCUCCAGGAGAGCAUCCUGUUUUGCAGUGGCAUUAGCUCUGAACCAGAACCAGCUGGCAAAAGCUAUAUCCAUUUUUUCUCAAAUCAUGAAGCCAGAAAGCAUAAUCUGCACUAAUUUAAAUAUUAUGAUCCAUAUCCAGUCAAACAUGUUGAAAACCCUCAUAGAUAUACUAAAGGAUGCUACAGAGGGAAAUCUAUCAAGAUUUGUGAAAAAACAUGUGUUCUCAGAAGAAGUGCUGGUCAAAGUGAGGGAAAAAGUGAAGGAUGUGCCCACUCUUCUGGCCACAUUUGAUGAGCUGUAUGGGAAACUGCACAUAAAUGGCCAGGUCACCACUUACACUUUGGAUGCUCUGCUCUGCCACACCCCCAGUGACAGGAAAUCCCACACGGUGCUAUUAAACAAGAGGACAGUCAGCCGUCGGACCUUCCAGCCACUCAGCCAGUCCCUGUGGGCUGAGUAACCCUGAGUUCAAACCAUCCGUGGGUCUGAGUUGGAGGGGGCCUGCUUCUAGGGAAUUAUUGGCUUCCUAAGAAAUCGGGCAUCGUACUCCAGUGUACAGUAUACUAACACUUCGUCUCCUUAAAUUUCCAAGAUCAUUGAGCGCUGGCGUGCUGCCUUGAGACGUUCAUAUGUUGUGCCACCAGGAAGAUCUAGAUACAGGCAAGCAGAAAGCUCAGGCUCCCGCGGGAAGGAGGCUUCCCCUUGUAAAGGGCUGAGGAUCCUUGAAGGAACAUGGUCACGGUCUCCAGGGGAACCCAAUAAGCACUAACAGGAAGGAAUUUCCCUAUAAGUGGCCACCUCCAGCUAAUUUUCAGGGGAAUCGUGGUCUGAAACCCUACUCUACCAUGCUGGGAAAUAGCCCCGGAUUUUCUCACUGCUUUUGUCAUCAUUUACCUGUGACCCUAGACAAGAUACUUGAGCGCUCAGUUUUUCAUCUGUAAAAUAAUAGUGCCUAUGUGAAUCUCCAUAUUGAUAUGAAAUUUUCAUUCAAUGUUCAGUAGGGUCAAGUUUUCUCAAAAAUAAGAGAAAUUAAAAGGUUCCUGAGAAAACUUGUUGUUUUCUCAGCAGAACAAACAACCAGAAUUUAACUCUCAGAACUGAUAAUAAGCCAAAAUUUAAAUGGUUACCACUUUGGUCAUGGGCAAUCCACGUGCUUUUCAAAAUAAAUGCCAAUAAAAACCACAUAACACUC